AUGUUGACGCGCACCAACUACGCGGACUGGGCCAUCUUGGUGCGCGUCCAACUCCAGGGCGCUGGGCUCUGGGAGGCGGUCGAAGGCCUGGAGACUUCGAGGCGGCAGGAGCGGGAGGCGUGCAGCGCCAUCCUGCGCUCGGUGCCGCUCGACAUGAUGCGCGUGAUCGCGGCCAAGGCCUGGGAAGCCGUCAAGCUGAGACGCGCCGGCGUCGAGCACGUCCGCGAGGUGAAGGCCCAGAAGCUGCGCAAAGGAGUUGGCGAUGACAUCACGGAGGAGAAGACGGUGAAGAAGCUGUUGCGUUUGGUGCCGGCGAGAAUCAAGCCAGUUGCCUUGGCGAUGGAAUCAUGCCUCGACUUCUCCAACAUGUCCAUAGAGGAGCUCUCAGGCCGGCUCUCCGCCGCCGAGGACGGGCUCGAUCCAAAGCCUGAGGUGGGCAGCAAGCUGCUGCUCGUAGAGGAGGAGUGGCGCCAACGCAGCCACGGGUCUAACUCCGGUGGCUCAAGUGACAAGAAUGGCAGGUCCCCUGUGAAGGCGAACUCUCCCGUCGCCACAGAGAAAUCUGGGGGUGGCGGGGCCGGUGGAUCCGGCGAGAAGAAGAAGGGGAGCUGUUGGUACUGCGGCAAGCCCAGUGACGAAGAUAAAAGAGGCAGUGGGGAGUCACACUUCUGGCAGAGUGUGAUGGGUGUUAAUCAGAUCUUUCAAAACUGCACUCAGAGGAUAGUUGGAGAUGGGGCCAAAACUCAAUUCUGGGAAGAUGUGAAAGACAAAGGAACUGAUUUUAUCAAGUUCAGAAGAACUAUGUAUGGAGAAACUGAGGACUGCUGGCAGGAGAUUGUUGAGCUUGUGGAUAAGACUACUCUGUCCUCUGAACCUGAUACUGCUGGAGCUCUGGUUGAUUACAGAGGUGUAUGGAACCUGAAGAUCCCUCUCAAGAUAAAAAUCUUCACCUGGCUGGCUGUUAGGAAUAGUAUUCUUACUAAAGAUAACUUGCUCAGAAGAGGUGCCCUGUUGCCAGAUCGAAACAAACAGAAGAAAGCUGGAGGCAGGGAGCGCGAUGAUCAGACUGGUCAUGACUGA
Molecule: messenger RNA, 1080 nt
Organism: Brachypodium distachyon (stiff brome)
Lineage: Eukaryota; Viridiplantae; Streptophyta; Magnoliopsida; Poales; Poaceae
Exons: 7
Coding region: 1-1080 (359 amino acids)
Source: RefSeq, a predicted model, not a curated record